Messenger RNA from Myotis brandtii (Brandt's bat), 945 nucleotides. RefSeq names its product olfactory receptor 1019-like. Gene Ontology annotation, cellular component: membrane. Gene Ontology annotation, biological process: sensory perception of smell; G protein-coupled receptor signaling pathway. Gene Ontology annotation, molecular function: odorant binding; olfactory receptor activity; G protein-coupled receptor activity. Bases 1 to 945 code for a protein of 314 amino acids. The transcript is spliced from 2 exons. The record is from RefSeq and is a predicted model, not a curated record. NCBI's taxonomy places the organism in Eukaryota, Metazoa, Chordata, Mammalia, Chiroptera, Vespertilionidae.
AUGGCUGCUGAGAACUGCACUGUGUUUGCUGACUUCAUACUCCUAGGACUUUCUGGCAGACAGGAUGUGCAGCAGGGGCUCUUUGUGCUCUUCCUGCUGGUUUAUGGCAUCACCGUGAUCGCCAAUCUAGGGAUGAUCCUGCUGAUCAACAUGGACCCCAGACUCCACACGCCCAUGUAUUAUUUCCUGAGCAACCUGUCUUUCUGUGAUGUCUGCUACUCCUCCACUGUCGCUCCCAAGAUGCUGGCUGAUUUCUUAUCUGAGCAAAAAAGGAUUCCAUACAAUUUGUGCUUUCUUCAGAUGUUUCUUUUCGGGUUCUUUGCAGCUGUGGAAUGUGUCAUGCUGUCUGUCAUGGCAUAUGACCGUUACGUAGCCAUCUGUAAUCCACUUCUUUAUACAAGUGCCAUUGCCAUGUCCAGGAGGGUGUGCCUCCGGCUCGUGGCCACUGCCUACGUUGCAGGUUUGAUGGAUAUGACCAUCUUCACCUCUUGCACUUUUCCAUUAUCAUUGUGCAAUUCCAAUGUCAUCAAUCACUUUUUCUGUGACAUCCCACCCUUACUAGCCCUCUCCUCCUCAGAUACAACCAUCAUUGAAAUAGUGUUGACCAUUUCCUGUAGCUGUGUUGUGGGGUCCAGCAUCAUCACUGUCCUCCUCUCCUACAGCUACAUCAUAACCACCAUCCUUAGAAUGAACUCAGCAGAGGGCAGACGCAAAGCCUUCUCUACCUGUGCCCACCUAACAACCGCUGUGGGGGUAUUUUUUGGUACGCUCUUGUUCAUGUAUUUCAGACCCAACUCCAGUUACUCCUUGGACACGGACAAAGUGGCUUCUGUUUUUUACACAGUUAUCAUCCCCAUGUUAAACCCACUGAUCUACAGUUUAAGGAAUAAGGAUGUGAAAGGUGCCCUGAGGAAAGCACUAGGCACUAAGUUAUGUUCUGGGUGA